AUGAAGACUAAAGAAAGAAGAAAUAGGGAAAAAGAUGAAAUGAUGAAAUUUAAGGUAUCCGGCCUUGUGGCCGAUUUGAUGCCAAAUAUAAGACUCAUCCAGGCUUCUGGACAUUUCAUGUUUAACUAUCACGCCGACAAUUCUGGAUCGCUACAUACCUUAAGAGUUGGAUACUGCUGUAUCCAUUUAGUUUUAUGCUUAGUUCAAUACGGAUGCACUUUUGGUAACUUAGUAGUAGAACGAGAAGACGUUAAUGAUUUAGCGGCCAAUACAAUCACUGUCCUGUUCUUCACUCAUUGUAUAACGAAAUUUGUCUACUUUGCACUAAGGUCAAAAUUAUUUUAUAGAACAUUAGGAAUAUGGAAUCAACCAAACAGUCAUCCAUUAUUUAUAGAGUCCAACAACCGAUAUCAUGCACUGGCUUUGAAAAAAAUGAGAACUCUGUUGAUCUGCGUUGUUGCAACUACAGUGCUCUCAGCAGCAGCAUGGACUGGUAUAACAUUUGUCGGAGACAGUGUUCAUAACGUAAAGGAUCCCAACAACGCAAACGAAACCAUCGUAGAAGAAAUUCCUCGACUGCUGGUAAAAUCAUGGUAUCCGUUUAAUGCAAUGUCGGGUGGAGCUUAUUUCAUUUCUCUAGGUUUCCAGAUCUAUUACGUGUUCUUCUCACUUAUGCACGCUAAUCUCAUGGACAGUUUGUUCUGUUCAUGGCUGAUUUUUGCUUGCGAGCAACUGCAGCAUUUGAAGGAGAUUAUGAAACCGCUCAUGGAACUAUCAGCAUCUUUAGAUACGUAUGUUCCUAAGAGUGCGGAUUUAUUCAGAGCCCCAAGCGCAACAUCCCAAGAUAAUCUUAUUGAAAAUGAUUAUAAUACGAAAAAUGAAGAAUUAAACCUUAAAGGGGUAUAUAAUACCAGGCAAGAAAUGGGAGCCAACUUUAGAUCUGGAGCACUGCAGACAUUUGGACCAGGAGGCGGAGGUGUUGGACCAAACGGACUAACAAAGAAACAAGAACUUAUGGUCAGAUCGGCUAUCAAGUACUGGGUAGAAAGACAUAAGCACGUUGUGAGAUUAGUAACAGCCAUUGGCGAUGCUUAUGGUGUUGCUCUUUUACUACAUAUGUUGACGUCAACUGUUAUGCUGACUUUGCUAGCUUACCAAGCAACCAAGAUAAAUGGUGUUAAUCCCUACGCAGCAACUGUUAUUGGGUAUUUGGUUUAUGCCUUGGCUCAAGUGUUUCAUUUCUGUAUUUUUGGUAACAGACUUAUUGAAGAGAGUUCUUCAGUUAUGGAGGCAGCUUACAGUUGUCAUUGGUAUGACGGAUCCGAAGAAGCAAAGACUUUUGUACAAAUCGUCUGCCAACAAUGUCAAAAGGCUAUGUCAAUUUCGGGAGCAAAAUUCUUUACAAUCUCACUCGACUUGUUCGCUUCGUUAGAACAGAAAAUAGGUCACGAAGAAAACCGAAAAUUGAUUAAAAUUGUAGCAAUUGUAGCAAUUGUUAACUGA
Molecule: messenger RNA, 1503 nt
Organism: Diabrotica balteata
Lineage: Eukaryota; Metazoa; Arthropoda; Insecta; Coleoptera; Chrysomelidae
Source: the annotation of a GenBank genome assembly